CUCAUUCACCGUUCAUUCAUUAAAGUGUCAGAUUCUUUUCUGUUGGAGAAUUUCUCCAAUUUUCUCCAUUGUUUCGAAUUUUUGCUUUUCCAGGUAUUGCUUUAUUCAGAUACAUAAAUGUGUACAAUCCAUAAAGAUUAUUUUUAUUGUUUAGCGUAUCAGGUUUAAAAUAUAAUUUUGAUCUGAUUAUGACCGAAAAAGAAAGUGUUGAUCCGCAGUUGGAAGAUUUUAUCCUUGCUGAAACCCAGAAACAAAGAUUUCAGGUGCUUGUCCAUGGUUUAACAGACACUUGCUGGGACACAUGCAUGGGCCGGCCCGCCACGCGCCUCGACACUAAAACUGAAGUGUGCAUCAUGAAUUGUGUAGAGCGAUUCAUUGACGCUACUACCUUCAUCACUAAACGUCUAAUGAACACAACCAAAUACCGUUCUGACUCUCCCCUGGAAUUCCAAUAAUUUAAUAUCAAGAGUACAACAGAAAACUAUUUACAACCAUGUUUUCCAGUAUCAGAAACUUUUUGCACCGUCAUAAGAGGAAGUUCAUAGUGACGGGUGCAGUUUUUGGUGGACUUUAUAUACUAAGUAGUUAUGCCCAGAAAAAACUACGAGACUGGCAGGAGAGAGAAACCAAAAAGUUCUUUGACAUGACUCGCAAAAAGCAACAUUUUGAAAGUACAGAACGUACCUGCAACCAAACAAUACUUUCCUUGUCAAAGAUUGUUUCUGAAAGUAUUCUUAGUGUUUUAAACACAGAAGAAAUUGUGAAAAAGUUGCUAGAAAAUCCUGAUAAUAAAUUGGAACUAUGGGAGCAGUUGAAAAUUAUGAUAUUUACAAGAAUAUGUGUGCUUGUGUAUGCCUUGUGUAUACUGCAAGUCACUCUGAGGGUCCAGCUGAAUGUCAUCGGUGGUUAUCUUUACAGGGACUCGGUCCAAGAAGAUGAGCAACUGGUUGAUAGUGAGCUGCAAGCAAAGUACUUAUCUUUGUGUCAUCACUUUGUUGGUAAAGGCGUAGAAGAUUUGAUUAAACAGAUUGAGAAAGCCGUGAAAAGGGUUGUUGAACCAAUCUCUCUCAAAAAGAAGAUAACUCUACAAGAAGUAGAGCAAAUGUUUUGGUCAGUACAGACAAUAUUGUGUACAGACACUACUGAAGGUGACCCGGUAAAGAAGAUGGUACACUACCUAGUUGGCCAUGCUGAGAUAAAUGAAGCUAGAUUAGAUACAAUUGUAAAAGAAACAAUGGACAUUUUAGAGAGUGAUGAAGUGUCUUCAAUCACUGUCUCUUCUAUCACCCGUAGUUUUUCAUCUGUUAUUGAUGAAAUGGCCAACCUUUUUGUGACCAAAUCAACUCCCAUGACAAAAAACCAUUUAGAAGUAGAUGAGCAUGUGGUAACAAAUGGAGCUUUAAAGUUAGGAGCAGCCCCAGAACCGUUUGUGGAUGUAAACAAAGUGGAGAUGUUCUUUGUGAAGCUGCUGCCACUUGUGAACGACCUCAUCGCCAAGAACACUUGCAAAGGGAACACUAACAUUCCAGAUAUGCUGAUCCAACAGCUUACUCUGAAUGAUAAGCUGAAACUAUUGGGAGCUAAUAUUUAUGAAGUAUUCAGUGGAGCAUAAAGAAUUC
Molecule: messenger RNA, 1619 nt
Organism: Ostrinia furnacalis (Asian corn borer)
Lineage: Eukaryota; Metazoa; Arthropoda; Insecta; Lepidoptera; Crambidae
Gene: Pex3
Product: peroxisomal biogenesis factor 3
Exons: 2
Coding region: 189-455 (88 amino acids)
Biological process (GO): protein import into peroxisome membrane
Cellular component (GO): peroxisomal membrane
Molecular function (GO): protein-macromolecule adaptor activity
Source: RefSeq, a predicted model, not a curated record